AUGAAGUUGCUGUGGUGCUUCAGUGUUUGUUUGUAUCAGCAAGCUUUGGCAGUCUACAGGGAAAGGGAAGUCAUUCAGUACGUUACGAACGUAACGCGUGUUCUUGCAGCACAGCGUACAGGAUCACUUGUCUGUUGGACGCUUCAAUUUAGCAAGCAGCAUUCGGCAGAACUGCUGUUCAAUGCAUUGGUUCAAGCACUGUCCGUAGGGGAACAUAAAACCAUCCUGCAAGCUGAUCACACGAUUACUUACGACGCAUCACACCAUGUUCCGAACAUGGUCGCCAUUACGCUCGAUGUGCUGGACGAGGUCGUUAAUGUUGAAAAUAUUUACACCUGGCUCCAAGCCAUCCCCGUCGAAUGCUUUGUCAUUCUUCUAUUCAAACAAACCAACAUAGAUCUGAUAGUUCCAAUCGCAAACACCUUCGAAACAAAAGCUAUUGUCAACUUCAUCAUGAUCGCAGUAAAUGUGGAUUGCUUGUACACAUUUCAUAACAUGCCUCCGCGAGCAGUAGCCCUGACAGGAUUUCCAACACCGGAAGCCAUUGUGUACGAUCGGCUAAAGGAUAUAAAUUUAGGCGAACUAUCCGCAUCAUGCGCACGUGACGUAUACACCUACCCAUUCGGAGAGACCGUUGCAGAUGGAGAAGAUAUACAACUGUUUAAACUGUUUUUCCACCGGCUGGGAAUGAAGUUAAGCAUUAAACCAUUAAACUGCAAACCGUUGGAAUCGUAUGUGCAGUGUUUGAAUGACCAGACCGAUACCGCUAUAUUUAUCAAUCGUUUCAUGCCACAUCGGUACGAAAAUUUAUUGGUCGACGCGAUCGAAAUGUACAAGUACGGGCUAUACGUUCCUAAUGGUCGGCUGCUUACCAUCAUGGAGAUUUUCCUGCUACCCUUCGACAUCAGUGUGUGGGGUUUGGUGGGUCUGUUGUGUGCCACAUUUUGUAUCCUGCAUCGUCUCGCACCCAACCUUUAUCAAAACAAUCUAAUCCUGCUUGCAAUUUUUGGCUGGGAAAAGCGAUCCUUGCAUCGAAGCGAUCGAUGCGAAAAACUGUCCGCCAUUGCGUUGAUCAUACUAUUUUUCCAGCUCACAUGCGUGUAUGAAACAAUCAUCAUCUCUAGCAUGAUCAAUAGACCGAUAAAACGGACACCGAAAACCAUUCAGGAAUUCUUAAACACAAAUGCGAAGGUUCUGUUCGACUCGAAGGUGCUGGAUAUUCAACCGUUCAAUAUGAAUAUACGUGAAAUGGAUAUAAGGAGUAAAGAUUAUAGAUUGGAAGAUUCGGACAACGCGGCAAAGCUAGGUAACAUGCUUUCGUUGGAGUUAGCUGCGAUGGAUGCCAUGAACAUUGAUCAAGCUACCGGUCGGCCACAACACGUAGUAGUGCAGGAAACUUUGUUGGAAAGUAUGGCAUUCUACUACUUUCGAGAGAAAUCAAUAUUUGCUAAAAGAUUUGCCCGAUUUCGACGGUUGGUGUUUGAAGCAGGUUUGCAACAUUGCUGGAGAAAGGAGUUGAAAUUGUAUAACAUGCGUAAACAACAGAUGAUCUACCAUGCUAUGAACAAUCAAGAGAAAGAUUUUUUAAAACUAGAGAAGAUAGCUCCUGUAUUUAAAUAA
Molecule: messenger RNA, 1620 nt
Organism: Anopheles maculipalpis
Lineage: Eukaryota; Metazoa; Arthropoda; Insecta; Diptera; Culicidae
Exons: 1
Coding region: 1-1620 (539 amino acids)
Source: RefSeq, a predicted model, not a curated record